Molecule: messenger RNA, 396 nt
Organism: Lodderomyces jiufengensis
Lineage: Eukaryota; Fungi; Ascomycota; Pichiomycetes; Serinales; Debaryomycetaceae
Exons: 1
Coding region: 1-396 (131 amino acids)
Source: RefSeq, a predicted model, not a curated record
AUGAAAACUUUUAUCAAAAAAAGUAACAAACAACCACCGGUUCCUAAAUCAAUAAAAGUAAUUAUUAAAAGGUUUAACGAAAUUGACAAAAAAACCAAUCGUAAAAAUUGGAAAAUCAAAGUUAAAACUUUAGGAAAGGAUAUUAACGAAUUUGAAACUAACUUCGAUCAAAAUAAAGAUCAACGUUCAAGUAAUAAAAAUCUUUACAAAAGGUUCAAAAAUCAUAGAAAACAAAAGUCUGGAUUAUCCGAAAGGAAAUUUGAUGCAAAAGUAGUUGAUGCUGAUGCUGCUAAAAAUGUACCUUCAAGUGAAGAAUCUUCAACUGAUAAAUUGAAUAUAAUAACUGACAACACCGAAUGUUUUGAAACUGAUAAACAGAAUAUAAUUAUCUGCUGA